UGGUGCUGCACAUUCUGAGUAUAUAUAACACAGAGGGCCACUCACAUCUGUGGACGGGGAACGGGGACGAGGAAGGCGGGGCCCAUACGUAGUAACAAGGGCAGAGAGCCGAGCAGCGUGGAGCCAAUGAGCGCUAAAGGGGAGUUCCUCUUCUUAAGUUUCUUGGGGGAUCGAUGAAGUUGGAGCUCAAACGCAUAUGCUGCAUCUGUUUGUUUCGAAAAAAUUCUUGAGUGUGUGCAAGUCAGACAAGGUUAUCGACAGUGAACAGCAGCUGGAGAAGGUUGAGGACAGCCCAGAAGCAAACGUUCACGUGGAUUUUGCUUGAGGAAGACUGUUAUAUUUGCAGACUCAGUUUGUCUAACGGUUUAAGACAAGACAGCACAAGGGGCUUCAGGCACGACUUCCCCAACCACCACAAAGAGAGAUGGAGAAGCCCCCUUUACCGAGUGAUGACGGUGGGCACGGCCUGGGAGAGAGCCACUCAGACGCCGCGCUCAUGCCAGUGGGAGGGCCGCUUCCAAACUGUGAGGCAGGCCCAGCGGAAGACCGCCCUGCGUGGGACAGUAAGCUUCAGUAUGUCCUGGCCCAGGUGGGCUUCAGCGUCGGCCUGGGCAACGUCUGGAGGUUCCCAUACCUCUGCCACCAGAACGGAGGGGGAGCGUUCAUGCUUCUGUACGUGAUGUUGCUGAUGGUGGUGGGGGUUCCCCUGUUCUUCAUGGAGCUGGCUGCAGGCCAGUGCAUCAGACAGGGCAGCAUUGGUGUGUGGAAACACAUCUCUCCUCGGCUGGCUGGAAUCGGCUACUCCAGCUGCAUGGUGUGCUUCUUUGUGGCUCUCUACUACAAUGUGAUCAUCGCUUGGUCCCUCUUCUACCUGGGGAACUCUUUUCAGUAUCCAUUGCCAUGGGAACACUGCCCUGUAGAUCACAGCACUAACACAACAGUUAAGGAAUGUUCUGGAAGCUCUCCCACCUCCUAUUUCUGGUUCCGUAAGGCAUUGGACAUCGCUGACUCAAUAGAUGAAUCUGGAGAUUUGAACCCCAUCAUGACUGGCUGUUUGCUGGCUGCCUGGGCCAUUGUCUGCCUCGCUAUGAUAAAGGGCAUCAAGUCCUCAGCCAAGGUGAUGUAUUUCUCUUCUGUGUUCCCGUAUGCCGUUCUCUUCAUCUUCCUCAUCAGAGGCCUGAUGCUGGACGGUGCCGUAGAUGGAAUCAAGUACCUGUUCUACCCUAAGUUGGAGAUUUGGGGGCAGGUCCAGGUGUGGAGACAGGCUGCCACUCAGGUGUUCUUUGCGCUGGGUCUGGGCUACGGCUCUGUGAUCGCCUACUCCUCCUACAACCCCAUCAACAACAACUGCCACCGCGAUGCCUUCAUGGUCUCCACCAUCAACUUCAUGACAUCUGUGCUGGCCUCGCUCGUCGUGUUUGUGGUGCUCGGCUUCAGGGCCAAGAACAUUGCACUCGGCUGUAUGGCGAGGAACCUGGGGCUGAUGACAGAGCUGGCUGGUGCGUCUCAGCACUGGUGGCCGUGGUUCAACAUAUCUGACCCCAGUUCAGUGGCCUUGGAGGACUACAGAGAGUGGUACGGACACUACGGUGCACAAGUAGCGGCAAACAUAACCGACUGUAACCCCGAGAACGAGAUGAAAAAGGGUGUGGAGGGAACAGGUCUCGCAUUCAUUGCCUUCACUGAGGCGAUGGCUCUAUUUCCAGCCAGCCCUUUCUGGUCGGCGCUCUUCUUCCUCAUGCUGCUGAACCUGGGCCUGAGCACCAUGUUUGGCACCAUGCAGGGCAUCCUCACCCCCCUCAUGGACAACUUCAGCCUGCUGGGGCGACACAGAACCACACUCACAGUGUGCAGCUGCACCCUGGGCUUCCUGAUCGGACUUCUGUUCACCCAGCGUAGCGGGAACUACUUUGUGACCAUGUUUGAUGACUACUCUGCCACUCUGCCCCUUAUCAUUGUGGUGAUUUUCGAGACAGUGAGUGUCGCUUGGGUCUACGGAGCUGACAGAUUCCUGGAUGAUGUUGAGGUGAUGCUGAAGUGGCGGCCCCCGAGCAUCUAUAAGUACAUGUGGAAGUACGUCUGCCUGCUGUCUAUGGUUGGACUCCUGGCUGCCAGCCUGAUACGCAUGGGCAUCAAGCGGCCCACCUACACGGCCUGGGACCACACCACGGCCACUGAAAGUUCUUUAGAAUACCCAGGCUGGGCUCUGGCCGUGUUGUCCAUGCUGAUUUUGGCCGCGUCUCUGCCAGUGCCCGUCGGGUACCUCCUGUCACUCAUAGGAGGUGGGCGGGGCCCAAUCGAUACAGGGAGUGUCACUGACGUGCACAGGGAGAGAUACACCAAGUGCGAUUCCUCCGAACCCGAGACCCUCCAAUCCAACGGCCCUGUGAAUGAGCUGGAGGAAAUGGCCAGGGCAGCCUUCCUCCCAUUGGGCCUCGAUCACUACAGGCUCCUCCCACAGCAGGAAGAUGGGGAGGAAGAGGAAGACACAGUUGUGUAAAUGUGAGUGUUGUUGGUGGGAAAGGAAAAUUAAGGAUUAGAAGAUUGCGAAGGAAAAAGAUAUUACAUGGAAAGCUCACAUUUUGGCCUAGAGAUAUUUAGGAUUAUUGCUUGCUGUCUGACUGGACCAUAUGAGAACAAUUUUGGGGGCAUUCUGAUUAGCCUCUUUAUCAAAUUUAGGCUGUAGUACCCUUUAACUUUGCAUACGUAUAGCCUUUGACAUAACAAGGGCAGGUAAUCUUCAGUGCCUUGUUCGCAAAUGUGCAUUGUUCUGUGACGUCAGGAUGAAAAGAGAUGGAAGAGGUAACAAUAGGAGCGAGCAGAACGCACAGAAUCAUUCUUGUACAGUGCCCUCCACAAUUAUUGGCACCCCUAGUGAAUAUGAGCAAA
This is a messenger RNA of Clupea harengus (Atlantic herring), 2889 nucleotides long. It is a transcript of the gene slc6a16a, whose product is annotated as solute carrier family 6 member 16a. Gene Ontology annotation, cellular component: plasma membrane. Lineage: Eukaryota; Metazoa; Chordata; Actinopteri; Clupeiformes; Clupeidae. Gene Ontology annotation, biological process: nitrogen compound transport; amino acid transport; sodium ion transmembrane transport. The record is from RefSeq and is a predicted model, not a curated record.